UUUCUCGACGCCGAACGAAGAGGUGAAUCCCACUUUUAGCUCGAAUUAAAUCUAUCUUGUGUUUUUUUUCUUCUUUGAAAUUUGAGGUUCGACACUUUUCAUUCAGUAAAGAGGCAAAAGCUCGAUCCCUUCUAGCCAUGACCGGGCUUUUGCGUUUGGAUACGCUUUCUCUCCGUUGGGACUGACGGGAACUAGCUAAAUUGAUUUAGUACUAGCUUUAAACUUAAUUAGCUGACAUUAGCUACUAAUGAAAGAAAUAUAUUUUCUGGUGAGGAAACGGGGGAAUACAGAGAACGACAGAAAAGAAAACGAGGAAACCACCAAAAGGAAAUGCCAAUCGCAGCCACGGGUCAACUGACGACUCAGGAACCCCGUAUUUUCUCCCGACUGCCCUCCACCCCGGAGCCUGUACCAAAAGGGGGUAAUUUAUGUGACGUUGCGGGGGCAGUAGCCGAGUCGCAGGAGCGAACAGAAUACGGGGGCGCCGAGGGGGGCAGGGGAGGACUAGUAGCCAGCUACAGUCAGACCAGCGGCGCUAGGGGAUUUCUGCCGCUUCGUUCUUCCAACUCCAACGGUUCUCCUCCGCAAUCCCCUCCGACGUCCUCCCCCCUCGCCUCAUCUUUCUUCCAUCACCACCCCUAUCAAAUGGCCAUGGAGCCGCCCAGGACUCGAUCGCGUUCUCGGUCUGGAUUCUACCAGCAGUAUGGUUUGACCGGCCCCGGGAUUAAUGCCAACGGGGGAACCGGACCUAACCACCAUCACCACCACAGCCAGCAGCAGCAUCAUCAACAGCAGCACAACUCGGGUUGCCUUGGAGCUCACAGCCACCACACGGAGCAGCACAGCAUACGAGCCCCGGGAUCUAACGUCUCCCCCGGCGCUCAGAGGCAGUCGGGACCGCUUGGAACACAUCGCAUCUCACCCGCAGGAGCCAUAGGAGGGAGGAGCCAUCCUGACCAUGCCUGUGGAGAGGAGGGUGACAAGGUAAGACACACACACACACACACACACACACACACACACACACACACACACAGUCAUGAUAUCGUGCUCCAGCAGCUCUUCUAGUGUUUACAGAUAUGACCUCAUCGUGAGAGAGAAACUGUCAGGUCCA
This is a messenger RNA of Salvelinus fontinalis (brook trout), 1114 nucleotides long. Its product is annotated as histidine-rich glycoprotein-like. Lineage: Eukaryota; Metazoa; Chordata; Actinopteri; Salmoniformes; Salmonidae. The coding region runs from base 331 to 1068 and encodes 245 amino acids. The record is from RefSeq and is a predicted model, not a curated record. The transcript is spliced from 3 exons.